UCGAAAAGUUUAUCUUCUACAUUUUUCGAACUCUGUUCCGUAUUUUCGCCCUCGCCUUUUAAGAGGCAAUUAUCUAUAAGAUCAUAUUAAUAUGUUAAUUGAAAUUCAUUUGCGUUUAUAUUGGUUUGUUUACACAUCUAGUAGUCAACGUAACAACGCAUGCAAAUUGAGUAAUAUUUAAGAGAUCAAAUAUAUUGAUAAUUGUUUUUACCUAAUAUUUCUUCGGACAUAGUUUUAAUUAAUCAUGAAAAUAAGGCACUGUUUGUUUACAGGACGAUAUGAUUGUAUUGUUUGUCAGAACUACAUCUAUCGAUAGAUCUACAGUUGUUGGAAACGAGAAUCGAAAGAGGAACAACCAAUCAGGGUCGUUGACGUUGCAGUUCAAAUAUUUUACGGAUAUGUUUAGUAUCGUAGGCGACAGAAUUAAUUUAAAAUGUGCUUUUAAAUCUUUAAAAGAACAUUACUUUAUUAUUUAAUUAUAUAUUAUGAUUUUCUCUUUUAAAUUAGAAGUUAUUAGAAGAUACUGUACAGUAGUUUUAAAACUUUGAUAAAACAGCGAACGAGCGUAUUUCGUUGCCCGAUUGAAACGUUGCAAAAGCUGUGAUUUUCAUAUAUUCAUUUUAGUUUAGUUCCUGUAAAAAUUUAAACAAAGCGAAUUCGCGAUUAAAAGGUCGCAUGUAACAAUGGAGGUAUAUACUUUUGACAAGAGUCUUCAAGAAAGACUGGUUGAAUUAACAGAGAUAUUAUCCAGCAGAGGUGAAGUCGUACCUGCUUCUCAAAUUCAAGCAGAAUGGUCUUAUCAUGUGGAGCUUGUAAUAGAGCCCGUUGGUUGGCAAGCGUUAUGGAAAAUACCACGCUUAGUAUGUGAAGAUUUUCAGAUCCAUUAUCCCACUAUAGUGGUGGUAGAAAUAGAACAAGUUGAAUUUGCUGAUCUAUCAGCACUAGUUAAAAUCACUGCUGUUCAAGAUGAAAUUCAUUUGCCAGAAAAGUAUGAUGUACCGCUUAUAGAACUUUAUCCGACUCAUAAUCAAGAGAAUAAUGCAUUAGACAUGGUGGGGACUGCCAGUUGCAUUGAUCAAUUAAGAUUUUUUUAUAAUUACUUAUGGAUGCCUUGGGAUAUAGACGAUGAUGAUAACACUGAUUGGGUGUCUGUACAUUUAGAGACUAGAAUUAGGUUGUUCUUUGACAUGAAGAGGGGUGUUGUUAGUAAAGACACCAGUGAUGUUAUAAGAAGCUUGAUAAGAGAAGGUAGAGAAGUUCAACAAAAGAUAUCAAGAUUAGAGGACACCAUCAGUGAAGAAGAGGACACUCAUGAAGUGGUUGAUGGGGGAACAGCGUGUCAAUUGAUGAAACUUCAUUUUAGACUACAACAAAUUAAAAGAGAAAUGGAGGUUCUUGAAAAUCCUGCCAUGAGAGAGAUUCUUGUCAAAAAUCGAACAACGUCUUUGAUCAAUGAGAAGUCACAGAGAAAAGACAGUAAGGAAAAGGGUACAGAAGGAUACUUUGUGUGGCUUGGUGGUACUUUAGAAGAAAUGAAAGAAGCUAUAACUAGAGUGCAAGCUGGUUUGCCCUCUGGGUUACAUUUUAAAAUAUCUGGUUCUUUGCAAGAGACUGUACAAGUCUGUGAUGCGGGGGACAUAAUUGUAAUUGGAGAAGGUACUCAUUACAUAAAAAGUGCUGGAAAUUUAGAAGAAGGAGGUACAAUUAAGAGUGUUUGUAAUGCAGAGCAGACUAUUCUUUCUGUAAAAGAUACUGAAACUGCACCAUCUUUGCUUGACUUUUCUGGCAAUGAAGUUCUAUUAGAAGGUAUUACAAUAGAUGCAGGAGACCUUAGAGCUGUUGUGAUAGUCAGAGCUGGAAUUACAAAAAUCCUUAAUUGUGUAAUAUGUGCGUCAAAUCAAAGUAUAGUUAAAUUAGGUGUUGUUGUGUUGCCAAAUGCGAAACUGAUCAUAGAAGAUACUGUUUUCGACGGCCUCGGAACAGCCGUAGUUAUUUAUAAUAAAGGAGAAGUGUACAUGAAUAAUUGUAGCUUUAAGAAUUGCGUAGAGGGUGUACAGGUGUGCCAUUUUCCUAUUUUUUUUCUAUAUUUAUUGAAUUACCAGUUUUAUUGUACUUUUGUAUUGUUUAUGCAGCUGUAUGACAGUGCAAAACUGGUAGCAAGCAGUUGCUUCCUAGGACAGUUUAAAGAAUACGCGUUGCGGUUGGAGACACAAAAACAUUUGCAAGGGAUGGAAAGUAAAUGUGGCGGUACAGAAUUGUUAGAGGGUAUAUCUGGAAUUUCACUCAAGGAAUGCAAUUUUGCUGAUAAUGGCAAAGGAAACGUCGUUCUGAAACCAGGGACAGCAUUUGCUUCGAUGAAACAAGACGGGACUGUUAAUACGGAAACUUAAAGUAAUUCUGAGUUACAUAAACUUUAGUAAUUUUAUACUUUUAAUAUU
Nomia melanderi (Alkali bee) is the source of this 2438-nucleotide messenger RNA. It is a transcript of the gene nesd, whose product is annotated as SHC binding and spindle associated nessun dorma. The record is from RefSeq and is a predicted model, not a curated record. Gene Ontology annotation, biological process: male meiosis cytokinesis; spermatogenesis. Lineage: Eukaryota; Metazoa; Arthropoda; Insecta; Hymenoptera; Halictidae.